AAAGGGCGGUGUCGUCCGCGGCUAGAUAAACGACAUCAAGAAAGCACAGUGAUCAGGGGGCGUUAGAAAUUGCAGACAGCGUGGGAGGGAAGGGGAUAGAUGUUGAAGUUGCAGCGGCUAUCUCUCGCGAUGGCUCUCAAACCCCACCGCCUUCACUCCAUUGCAGAUACGACGUCGCAGAGCGGACCCAAAAAGGCGAGGACGACGACCACCGAAACCUCCUCCAUGAAAGACGCCUUCUCCAAAUACGCCGAUUCUCUCAACAAUCUCAAUGACAAGCGGGAAAGGGUCGUAAAAGCAAGUCGCGAUAUCACCAUUAACAGCAAAAAGGUCAUCUUUCAGGUUCACAGAAUCAGUAAACACAACAAAGAGGAAGUCCUGCAGAAAGCUGAAAAGGAUUUAAUAGCUGUGACGGAUCAGUACAUUUCCCGGCUGGUUAGAGAGCUGCAGGGGACUGAUUUUUGGAAGCUGAGACGAGCAUACUCACCUGGGGUACAAGAAUAUGUUGAAGCUGCAACCUUCUGUAAAUUUUGCAGGACUGGGACUCUUCUAAAUCUUGAGGAGAUAAAUGCCACCUUGCUGCCACUCAGUGAUCCGUCUCUUGAACCUUUGCAGAUCAAUGUACUUGAUUAUCUGCUCGGGCUUGCAGAUUUGACUGGAGAGCUGAUGCGGUUGGCAAUUGGUCGAAUUUCAGAUGGAGAACUUGAAUUUGCUAAUAAGAUAUGCAAGUUUGUGCGUGAAAUUUACAGGGAACUGACCCUGGUUGUUCCAUUAAUGGAAGCUAGCAAUGACAUGAAGACAAAAAUGGAUACGAUGCUUCAAAGUGUAAUGAAGAUAGAAAAUGCUUGCUUCGGUGUUCAUGUGAGAGGAUCAGAGUAUAUGCCGCUACUUGGCUCCGACGAUCCAACUUCCUUCUUAUUGGCAGUGCCCGAUGUUGAAAUAUGAUGUAAUUCCUGAUUGUCACAUUCUCAUUCUUACUACUUAAUUACUUAUAUUAUAAGGUGUUCUAAUUAACUAAGGAGAAGAGUUGUUGAUUUCGACAAGGGUUGUAUUUCAAGGAGCAUAUAUAGCCACUUGCAUUUCGUUCGGAUGAAUUUGCGGUUCAUCAUCAUUAUCUUCAGGUCGCUGCUUGAUGAACAAUUCCUGCGUAUGUUUUCUCAGUAAAGCAGUAAGCUUUAAAAUU
Molecule: messenger RNA, 1183 nt
Organism: Pyrus x bretschneideri (Chinese white pear)
Lineage: Eukaryota; Viridiplantae; Streptophyta; Magnoliopsida; Rosales; Rosaceae
Product: translin-associated protein X-like
Exons: 7
Coding region: 100-945 (281 amino acids)
Cellular component (GO): nucleus; cytoplasm
Molecular function (GO): RNA binding; sequence-specific DNA binding; RNA endonuclease activity
Source: RefSeq, a predicted model, not a curated record